AGACAGGGUAAGAACAGGACAACUGGAGCAAAGAACUAAAUAGAGGGACAAAUCUAAUCUGCCUGCCUACAAGAAUAUCCCCAUCCACUUUACCAAAAGGCUUUUCUUGUAAGACAGCUGGUAACAGGACUUCUCACAGAGUCAGAGGACAAACCUGCCCUUGCAAGUGACUCACCAUGGACAUCAAACCUCCUGACAACAGCAAGUGAGAGAGAUGUCUGCAGAGCUCCUAGAGGAAGCCCUCCAAGCUGGGCACUCUUCCUACUUUCAUAUUCUCAAUUGCCUAAUUUACUGUGAGGCCUGAAUGCUAUGUUAUACUAAUUUUACGUAACAUAAUAUUUCUUAAUCCGUGAGCAUUUGUGGAGAGAGCUGUAUCUAACUAGCACAGAUCUUUCUAAAGUUAGAGAAUGCUUCACUAACAUAUUUGGACUGAAUUUUUGACUUACAACCUUAAUUACAGAUGCCAAAAGUUCUACAUUUAAAGGACUUUUAUAUCAGAAAUUGCCAGCUGACUCUCAAGAAAUUCCUAGAAAUUCUGCUGGAGAUGGAAUAUGAUGGAGCUAAUCUUGUUGAGGCCCCAAGUAAAACUGGCCAAGGUUUGCAGUAAGUCAGUCUGGGAAAGGAGGAUGUCUGCAUAAAAAAAAUCCUUGCUUCACAUGAGUAGUUAUGGUGGUGGUUUUGUGUUUGUUUUCUUGGCAAAUGUGGAAUUAAUACUCUGGUUCUGAAGUAGAUUGUUAAACCAUCUAUCAGGAUCUAUCCUUCUUCCAGGAAAGAGGAGAGGAACAGAAAUCAGGCACAUUUCUCAGUGAAUAUAUUGAAAAUUGAAAAAAAUAAAAGUAAUUUUACCUAUUUCUUGUCCAGAUUUUUGCAGACAUAAGUUAUGUAACUAGCCAAGACCAUAAGACAAUCAUGAAACAAUGCAGGAUCUAUCUGUGUGGUAGAACAAAAUGCAUGUUCACUGUAUGUGUGAGCACUUACAUACUACAGAAUCCUGGGUCCUUAAUAUAUUAUCAUAAAUUAUCAUAUGAAAUUCAGUGAAAUGAAAUUGAGUGAAUGAAAUUAUUAUAAUAUAAUUAUCAUAUGAAAUUGAGUAGUUCAUGAUUUUGAGAUUAGAAUGGGAUUGUAAAAAGAUCGGUUGAUUAAAGUAGCAAUCACAGUAGGAAUACAGAGGCCAACACAUCAUGCAGUAGGAAAGGACACAAAAGUCAUUUUUUCAUGGCUGAGUAUUAAUGGUGAUUUAUUCACAUCGAGGCUCGAUGAUUUCAAGAGUUAAAAAUUCAACCAAGUCAUCUGAAAAUGUCUCAGUGCAUUGUGAAAGAAAUAGAACUGCCCACCUGGAUCCAGACGAGAAGCUGCAAGAGUCUGAAGCACAGUGCCACCACCUUCUGACCUUUCAGCUUCCUAUGUGCUACUUCUGGAUCCUCUAACAACACUCUGUCUUUGUUCACUUUCAGAGCCCACUUUUUUCCCUUACAAUUUGGAUUGUUGAAUCUCUCUAUACUCAAGAAGAUAAAGCUGAGGUUUGGAUCCAUUUGACCAUACUAAUAGUGAAUUUUAUUCUGUUUCUGUGAAACUCAAAGGUGAGGGAACAUUUAAGUCAUUUGCUCCAUCUCAGCCCAAACAUAAAAGUAUUCUCAUGUUAGCUACGCCUAUGAAUGAAAUGCAUCAGGCACUGAUGCUGCAGCCUUUGAAUUACUUUAGCAGAAGUUCAUCAUUUGUAUGUGGUUUGAAUAGAUGGAAUCAUGGGAGCACCAGAAAGGGCAUCAAUCUGCCAUAGCAGAUUUGUAAUCAUAUAAGCCAUGCAGGAUACAGUCUAACUAGACACUGAUAACAGAAAAGUGGCAGAAAAUGCCUGUGAGAAGGGAAAACUGUAAGAGCAGAGGGUAAUGAUACCAUGAAAAUGGUGACAAAGAAACACUGGAGGUCUUUUUGGAUUAUGAAUGAAUGCUUUGUUUGCUGUCCUCAACAUCCUCACUCACAAGUAAAUUUUCCCCCAAGCUCUUCAUCCCAUGAUCCCCUUCCUGUAUUACAUGGAGGGUUCCAACUGCACAUAUGAACUUUUACCUCAGCUCCAAAACAGCUGCAGCAGAGUUCAGUGCCAUGGCUGAUUUCCCUGUGCCAUAUUACAGCUCCUCAUUCAUGAGCUUGGGAUCUGAAAAUGCACAGGAAUGGGGAAGUGGAGAAAUAGAGAAUGUGGCUUCAACAAGGGAGAGAGCUGCUGUGGCAGUGAUAAAGGCAGUGGAAGGGGAGUGGAGGGAGCUCGGUUGUUCUGAGUCUCUGUGGAAAAGAUCCUACAGGAAUUGUGGUUGUCAGAUGAAGCAAAAUUAGCACCUGGCUCUGAAAUGCAAGGUACAUGUCUCUCCAGCCAGCACUGAAACCUCUGUAGUCCAGUAAGCGUAUCUGGAAGCCAAAAUAGCAUCAUAGAGUUCUGCUUUGAAAUAUCCAUUUCAGUUUUUAUUGCAGCAGUUCUCACACAUGAAAGGCAGCCUGCUGCUUCUGCAAUUAGCACCAAUGCAACUAUUAGGGACCUAGAGUUCCUCUGUCAAUUGUGGAGUUUGCUCAUACACACAGACCUACACAUGAAAACCCACCAGAAAGCAUGCUGCCCCUUCCCAACACGUCUACCAACAAUUUAAAGCUUUUUUUCUCUUUUUUAAAAAUCAGAUAAUUACCAAGAAGAAUGUCUAAACUACUAAAAUGUCGAUAACCCAAACCACAUUUUUGUACAGUUAACUGUUUAGCUUUUGAAUUCAUAAGACUAACACAGAUCUUGAUUUGACGUGCUUAACAUCAACAAAGGAACUUCCAAUGAAGAACAGGCAGGGUCCAAGGAAACCAACAUUAACUGCUCCAGAAGAAGGAACUAACAACAUUUAAAAUAAACAAUUCCAAAGUAGCCAGCUUAGAAAGAAACUUCCCUCACAGCCUCAGAGUACUCAGGACUUCCUUGAUUUAUGACAGUUUAUUUCUCUUGCAGAGAUGCAUUUCAGAGAAUUUGUCUGGAAUGCUCAGGGAAACUCAUGAGAAGAGAGGCGCAGCUCUUACUCAGUAUUCGUACACUGUUAAGAUUAAUUAGCUUCACUUUCCCCAAACACUGCUUUCAUCUUAGCUAGCAGACGUGCACAUCCUCGUGACUAAUACUCACUGGAAUCCUUUUCAGAAGACAAAAAUACAAAUUUCUAGCAUCCAUCCCAGCUGGGUGGGAACUGAACUUUACAUUAUCUGCAGAACAGUGUGAAUUCCAGCCCAGACAGAAGGGCUGGUUCUGUACUCACUGGCUACCCCUUGUCUGGGCACAGACACGAUGCCUGUCACGGCUUGAAAACCAGCUGAGGACAUCUCAAACUACACCUUGUUCUUGGAAUAAUAACUUAUGUAUGCUGCCAUGGAGAAACAAAUAUACACAUCAUUCUUCAAUGAUCCAUAGCUUCGUCAUUAAUAUCAGAAUAAAGUGAGUCAUCUUUACAGCCACUUGCCUACAGGUGAAUGCCUAAAAGAGUGACAGGGUAAGCUGUACUCAGCAGGCUCACUCUUUUACCUCUGAACUUUUAAAGUGAUAAUAUGGACAGCAUGAAAACAGAGAUGCAUAAGGAAGUGUCUAGUCACAGCAGUCAGAUUUUUUGGGCAUGUCCUAUUUAGAUAUGUCAAGGUCUGACCUUAAUGCCUAGUUAAAGUGGGUGAUGGAGAUUCACAGUUCUCUCAGCGCUGCAGGUUUCAGAAUGUCUGAAAGCAGACUCAGAAGCAAUGUGGCGUCUAAUUUACUUGCAAAAUCAAAGAAUUCCGAUUUCAAGGGUUUCAUUUAAAUGAAAAUUCAGAUUCUGAAGAAGAAAACAAAACCCACUAAAACAGGAAGGACGGUAUUGUGGUUAAGUUUCUAGUACGGGGCUCUGAAGACCUGAAUUAUGUUCCAUUCCUGGCCCUUCUGCAGACUGUCUCACUCUCUGACUUUAAGCAAAUCACUGAACCUCUUGGUGCUUCAGUUCCCCUUUUCUAUAAAUCAUGUUGCUGGUUUUGGCAGUUUAGACAAUGUGGACAAUCUGCUUCAUGUAAGAGAUACCAUUUCCAGUAGAAGCACAAGGGAGGAACUGAGGCUCUAACCCCAAAUUGCUAAUAGCAAUAUAUGCAACCCUAUUCACUUGAAUCACUCUUGCCAGAAAACAGCAAUCUAUUUGGCCUGGAAAAAAACUUAAAUUGCUCAUAAAAAUAACAUAAAAAAUAUAUAUAUAUUCAUAUCUUCAUAAAAAUAACAAAAUUAGCUGUUUAGACAUUCAUGUAUUAAUUCCCACACUGAUCACUUGUUUGAUAUACCAAACUCUAAACACAACACUAUUCCAGAGACAUGCUGGCCUGCCAAUUAAUUCAGUUGCACCUAAGAAUUACUGCCAGCUUCUAAAAAAAUUAGGAAUGAAGCUGAAAUGGGGAGUGCCUGCUGAUUUUCUAAUUGUUUCAAGUUCUUUUAGCACUUCAUAAAGAAACCUCUGCCUACAUUACACUGCUGCUAGCAUGGCUAAGGGCAUGUUUUCUGAGAAGAAAAAAAACAAAGAAAGUAAAAAAAAAAACAAAAAAGGGGGAAACAUCAUCUGCAUAAUGUUGCCAACAGACACAGAGCCCUCCCACCUUUAAGCCCACCUUCAGACCCAUACUUUUCCCUCCCUGCCUCCUGACAGACCUCUCCCUGCACCCCAUGCACUUCCAGCUAGAGAGAGCAGGCCUUGCUCCUGCUGCAGAAACAUCUAGGGUUUCCUCUGAAUUUUGUUUCAUUUUCCAAGCCAAUGUUUAUGAAAUAGGAGUCAGGGCUCUUAUUUUAAACAAAAGUUGAGUUUGUUCUUUAUCUAAAUCUUAGGAGCUUUACUGAUGAGACCCUUCAGAUCACAAGUGUUACAUUCCUGACCUAAGAAAGAACACAAUCCUUUUCUUUCACCCUAGACUUUGCCUUUUUUUUUUUUUUCUCCUGAGACCAUCAACAUGGAAGAAAGGUACCCUGUAAUAAGGAGAAAGACAAAAAGGAGGUCUGAAGUGUUACACAAGGAAGGUUCUACUUACCAAUGCCUAAUUCACCUUGCCAUAUGCAGUGAGUGCUCAUUAAGCUGAGUGUCAGCAGAGAUUGCAGUCAUUUAACUUUGCAGCAGUGCUUCAAACUUAAGUAAUUUCUGGAGGUCUCAUUUCCACGAGGGCUCUGCACAGCAGCUCUGCAUCGGCUCCAGAUUUAUGCACUGCCCCCUACUGGGUAAAGGAACCUCGUCUUAGCCAAGAGUAACAUAACUUCAUCCAAACCCACUGGAAUGGACCUCUUUCCAAGGCCCAGAUGGUGGGGCUUUUAAGGGAUAGAGGGGGUAAGAAAGAAAAUAGAAGGAUGAGGAUAGAGGCUUGCAAAAGGAAAUGUGAGUAGAAAACAAUCAAGAUAUCCUAAUAAAGCUGAACUUGUGGGACCAUCAAGUCUGAAGUCCCAACUCCUUCUAUCCCAAAGUCCUCAUUCAGGGUUCUUCGUAUGUUAUGACUGAGACAUGCUUCUCCUGAGCAAGCCAUUCUAGGAUACAUUAUGGAGCAUCCCAGCCGGCAGUUCACAUACAAAUGACACCAAACUCCUUGGGCAACAGCCUGAUGUGCUUGCCCUUCAUUGCCUGUGCUGGUAGGGUGGCUGGGAGCAAACCUACCCAGUGGAGUCCUGUUAACCUCUGAAGCUUUGCAGCUAGAUAUUAUUACCACAUUCUUGUUGAAUGAGGAAGACUUUUUGGACAGACGCUUUGUCAGCUACUCAGACCAUGGCAGCCAGACUGCACGUGCAUCCGGAGGAGAUGUCUUCCCCUUGUGAUCUUACAAAGUCAAAAAUUACAUGAAAGUGAAACAACUUUCCUGGCACACCUGCGGCAACCAGCAGCCAACCUCCAUCCCACCUGAGAAACACUGGGCUGCGGUAUGGCCUGAGGGCCUCAGCGAUGGCAGCAGGAAGGCAGCUCGGGUGCUCCAGGGCCUGGCUGGGAUUUAAAAGAUCUGAGCUGUGGUUUUGGCUCUGAUUUACCCUACUGUGACACACAGUCAAGCACUUCCAAUCUCUGCUCUUUGGAGGGGAGGCAGAGAACCUGGCCUAUGCAGGUGUUAAGCUGUUAAGGUUGGUUGCGCUGUGUUCAAACAGUGUCUUGAACAAAGCAGCCUUUGAAUCUGCUCACUGGCUGGAGUGCACUACAGCAAAGCAAAGAGCAAAACAUUUCUCGCUAUUGCAUGUUUGAAUUCUAAAUAAGUUUCAGUUCCACCAUUCCUGAAUGCUUUUGUUUUACAGAGAAAAGCAGCCCCCACGCACUCAUAGUGAACCUCAGCUCAAGUUCAGUUGCUCAGAAAUGGUUUGAAAGAGAAUUGUGAACACAAAGGGAAUCUCUGUGCCCGUUCUUAAAAUGUAUGAUGAGCUCUGCUUCUCCAAAUUCAUGACAACCGUGCUCUCACAUGACAGAACAGGAGCAGUAAAUUUCAGUGACUAAAGCAUCACCAGAAAUUUCCAGGCUCUCCUACUGUAUGCCAGCAGGGCACUCUAUCACCAUGAGGUUAACUCAGUUUGCGACCACACUGGGUUUUGAAAAGAAUACUGAGUCCCAAAGCAUGAAAUGCAUCCCCUCGAAGGGCAACUAAUGAGCUCCUUUUGGGCCUUACUCCUUGAUCUUCUGACAGAAAUAUUUCCUUUUCAUUGUCACAAAGCAUCAUAAUGACUGCAAGGGGAAAUUGUCCUCCCUCUGCUCCUGAUGUGAAGCAGUGCGACUGCAGCACGCAUCUGUCACACUGUGCAGCCCCGUGCUUGGAAGUGACAAAUUCAUGACUCGAUUCCAAAGUCGAGAGGACCCGCUUUCAGGAGCGGAUCAACCCCCGGCUGGGUUUGCAAAUCUUCCUGAGGGUGAGCAGCAGCCCCAGCAACCCGCACCAACUGCUGGUGAAGCCAGAAGUACAGCUGGGGAUCUGAGCAGUCACUUCUAAAUCUGAUUGCCCUGCAGAAAACCCCAGGGAAAUUCUGCUCUGAGAACUCCAAAACCAGGGCAGCGUAAGGGCGGUCCUCCCAGUCACAGAUUUCUCUGAGUGCUUUUAUCAAUCCACGCUCACGGCUGAUCUAAAUGCACUCUCCUUCUCGGACAUCACAUCCUCUCACCCUCCCCGUCCACACUGACCCACACUAGCUUUGAGAGCAGCCAUCACUCGGCACAUCCAACAUUCCCACGUCGCCUGUCUGCUUUUCCUGCGGCCGUGCCCCACGCGGGGCUCGCGGCCGAACCGAAGACGAGAACACCUCCCACCGGACCGCGGCAAGCGGGGCACCGCGGCCGGUAGUCACGACCGGGGACGGGCAUCGGGACGGAGGCUGAGGCGGUGCCGAAGGAGCUGGCGAGGCUCGGCCGUGACUCACGGAAAGUGAAAGUGAAGCAGCGGCCACGUGUUUUCGGGGAAGGGGAGGAGCGGAGAACCGCCACCGCCGCCGCCGCGUUAAAUAGCGGCGGCGAUGCGCGGGCCCAGCGCGCCGGCGGAGCGGCCCCAGGCAGGGCCCCGGCACGGAGCGUGCCCAGGCGUCCGCCGGGCACAGCCGUAGCCGCCGCCGGGGCGCGGCCCGAGCCCAUGCUGCGCGCUCCGGGGACGGCCGUCAGCCGCCGAGCUCCGGGCGAAGAAUAGCUGCUGGAAAGCUGCCCCGCCGUAGCCACUGACGCUAUGGAAGACCGCAUCCGCUGGCCUAGGCUGUAGGAUGGUAGCGCACAGCAAGGUGUCAGCAGACAAUGCAGUUGCAGCAGACCCGCGAUGUCUACUUGACCCUCCGGCACGGGAUCGCUCUCAGGCUCGAGGUUACCGUGGCACAGGCCGGCCUGGCACGGCGCAGGCACCGAGCAGCACGCACUUCCGAACCUUUCGCUCGCAAGCGGAUUUCAGUAGCAUCACUAGAGCAAGCAGCCUGCUGGAUGCCUGCGGCUUCUACUGGGGACCGCUGACCGUCAGUGCCGCCCACGAGAAGCUGAAGUCUGAGCCCGAGGGCACCUUCCUCAUCAGGGACAGCACGCAGAAGAAUUGUUUCUUUGCCAUCAGUGUUAAGACCGCGACUGGGCCCACCAGCAUCCGGAUAAACUUUCAGACGGGGCGUUUCAGCCUGGAUGGCAGCAAGGAGACCUUUGAUUGUCUUUUUAAGCUGCUGGAACAUUACUUAAGCUCCCCUAGGAAGGUACUGGUUACCCCUCUGCGCAAAGUCCGUGUGCAGCCCCUGCAGGAGCUCUGCCGGAAGAGCAUCGUGAAGACUUUUGGAAGAGAGAACUUGAACCAGAUCCCUCUCAAUCCUGUUCUAAAGGACUAUCUGAAAUCUUUCCCGUUUCAGAUCUAAAUACAGCAUUAACUGUAUACAGACAUGUGAGAGAUGUGUGAAGAAAUCCAGCUUCCUGGGUUUUUAAACAUGUUUGACAGUGAGCAAACCUAUUUUUGUAGCAACUUACUGUAUUUUGAAAUGCAACUUGAACACUUGACUUCUUAUGUUUACAAAAACUGUUUGCACAAACCUGGGGUUUUAAAACCCUGGCAUCAUUUUUCUGCCAUGCAGAAUAUUUUAUUAUUUUAUAAUAUUUUUAAUGCUAUUAACAUAAUAAACUUUGUUGUGAAAUUUUUUAGAAAAGAAUAGCAUCUCUG
Lagopus muta (rock ptarmigan) is the source of this 8637-nucleotide messenger RNA. RefSeq names its product suppressor of cytokine signaling 1 (gene SOCS1). Gene Ontology annotation, molecular function: 1-phosphatidylinositol-3-kinase regulator activity. Gene Ontology annotation, cellular component: phosphatidylinositol 3-kinase complex. Gene Ontology annotation, biological process: phosphatidylinositol phosphate biosynthetic process; intracellular signal transduction. Lineage: Eukaryota; Metazoa; Chordata; Aves; Galliformes; Phasianidae. The transcript is spliced from 3 exons. Bases 7715 to 8338 code for a protein of 207 amino acids. The record is from RefSeq and is a predicted model, not a curated record.